This is a messenger RNA of Durotheca rogersii, 1654 nucleotides long. RefSeq lists its product as uncharacterized. The record is from RefSeq and is a predicted model, not a curated record. The coding region runs from base 91 to 1569 and encodes 492 amino acids. The transcript is spliced from 4 exons. NCBI's taxonomy places the organism in Eukaryota, Fungi, Ascomycota, Sordariomycetes, Xylariales, Xylariaceae.
AGGACCUAUAGCUACAUCGGCGCUGUAACGAAGUCGGUGUCGAGUCGCGGCGUCGCGUCAUCGCCACGCGUCUGCUGCGGCGUCGGAACGAUGACAUCCUCCUUACUGUCCGCAGCGCCGGCUGGUCGGCGACAAUUGGACCACGCUAUACCGCCUCUCCUUAGGCCUCUCAUGCGGGCCUACGUCUUAGGGUAUGCCUCCGCUGUUGCACCCAGAUUACUCACGCUCGUCCUGCAGGCGGUAACUAGGCGGGCGGCCAACAACAAGGAUGCCGCAGAUGUCACCCGACCCCACGAUUCCUCCCUCCUCUCAUCCCUGCAACGUAUCCUGCGUGGGGGACUCGAGCUACAGAGGUUUCCUACUUUCUGCGCCGCCCUCGUUGGUGGGACUACGCUGCUCGAGGUUCUCCUAGGUAAAGCCUUGAACAGUCUCGCGCGAGGCCGGCAGCUCUCGGCCGUGACCCAGAAAAGACUUCUGAGAUGGCUGUCCGCCUUCAUCUCGAGCUGGCUGAGUCUCCGGCUUUUGCAGUCCAAAGAAAGCGACGCCUUCUCAGAGACGAUCACCGUUAACUCGGGCUCUCCACCAGAAGCCAGGCGGGAGACGAUAAGGUACGCGGGUCGGACUCUCGACCUGACUCUGUUCGCUUCGACCAGGGCUCUCGAUGUAAUAGUUGGAGAGCUGUGGGCUCGGAGAAAGCAACGCCAGGUUGCAGCCGGCCGAUGGACCCAGGUCGAAUCGCUGAUCUCCAAGCUCGCCGAUCCUUCCAUCUUCGCCGCGUCUUGCGCGCUUAUCAUGUGGGCGUGGUUCUACACCCCUUCGCGGCUACCGAAGGCGUACACGAAAUGGAUCAGCUCGGCCGCUGCAGUGGACGCGCGCCUGAUCGAGGCGCUUCGGCGCUGCCGGACAGGUGAGCUUCGCUACGGCCAAGAGACCGGGCAGGGUCCACUGCUCCAGUCGAUGUGCGCCGACUAUGAGUGGCCGCCGGAGUGGGGCGAUCCCGUCAAGACCAUCCCUUUCCCCUGCGAGAUCGUACAUCUGGGUUGCGGGCCAUCCUGCGAGUACCACGCCCUAUCGCGGUUCUGCCGCUCGUUCCGGUGGGCCAUGGCCACCUACCUGCCGCUGAAUCUGGCAGCGCGGAAGAAGGACCUGCGCGGCCUGCGCAUCGCCCUCUCGUCGGCCGCGCGCUCCUCCUCCUUCCUGGCCGCGUUCAUCGCCCUGUUCUACUACAGCGUGUGCCUGGCCAGGACCCGGAUUGGCCCGCACCUCCUCGGCAGGGACGUACAGACGCGGCAGGCCAUCGACGGCGGCAUCUGCGUCGGCUGCGGCUGUUUCAUGUGCGGAUGGAGCAUCGUGAUCGAAAAGGCCGCCCGCCGCAAGGACAUGGCCCUCUUCGUCGCGCCUCGCGCCCUGGCCACGCUGCUGCCCCGCCGGUACCCGCUCGACAAGCAGUGGAGGGAGACGCUCGCAUUCGCGUUUAGCACAGCUGUCGUCUUUACGUGCGUGAGAGAGAAUCGGCAGAGAGUCCGCGGUGUGCUGGGGAGGAUACUAGGGUCCGUUCUCGAGGCGUAAAGGAACACCCCUUUUUUUUCGAAGACAGAACAGACUGGAGGCCACCCAUUCAAGAGAAAUGCGCAACACUGGGUACAUCGGCAUA